Molecule: messenger RNA, 777 nt
Organism: Acaulospora morrowiae
Lineage: Eukaryota; Fungi; Glomeromycota; Glomeromycetes; Diversisporales; Acaulosporaceae
Source: the annotation of a GenBank genome assembly
AUGUCUCCAACUUUGACUGUCGUAGGUCCCAACUUUACUCUUAUAACAGAAGGUGAUAUUCCUAGUUCUAUACCUAGUGGUGUUACAGUUUAUGGACCUUCCACCACAAUAGCUGGUGGUUCUUCUGAACCUCCAGCUUCCAAUCCUGCCGCGCCCACCGAUGUUGGAACUUCCAAUCCUGCCGCGCCCACUGGAGUUGUGACUUCCAAUCCUGCCGCGCCCACCGAUGUUGGAACUUCCAAUCCUGCCGCGCCCACCGAUGUUGGAACUUCCAAUCCUGCCGCGCCCACAGAUGUUGGAACUUCCAAUUCUGCCGCGCCCACCGGAGUUGUGACUUCCAAUUCUGCCGCGCCCACCGAUGUUGGGACUUCCAAUCCUGCCGCGUCCACUGUCGUUGGAACUUCCGAUUCUGCCGCGUCCACUGUCGUUGGAACUUCCGAUUCUGCCGCGUCCACUGUAGUUGGAACUUCCGGUUCUGCCGCGUCCACUGUAGUUGGAACUUCCAAUUCUGCCGAGACCACCGAAGCUGCAACUUCCAAUACUGCCGAAUCCUCUGGAACCUCAGCUUCUGAUAGAACUCUGACUAGUAGCCAUUCGGGUUCCAGUACUCGAAUUUCCAGUAGCGCUCCAAUUUCCAGCAGCGCUUCAGCUUCCAGUAGUGCAAAAUCAAGUUCAAGUGCCACUCCUUCUUCAGCUUCAUCAGCGUCUCAUAUAAAACCCGUGUUAAGCUUAAUUGGCUCGUUAAUCUUUAUAAUUUCAGUUGGAUUUUUUUAUUAA